Molecule: messenger RNA, 370 nt
Organism: Thamnophis sirtalis
Lineage: Eukaryota; Metazoa; Chordata; Lepidosauria; Squamata; Natricidae
Source: RefSeq, a predicted model, not a curated record
AACAUGAUGCUCCCAGCUGGGCUCCGGCAGCGGGAUCAGACCAAGAAAGACCCCACGGGACCCCUGGACCGAGACGCCCUCAUGCAACACCUGGAGAAGCAGGCGAUAGAGGCCAAGGAGCGGGAGGACCUGGUGCCUUUCACGGGGGAGAAGAAAGGGAAGCCCUUCGUCCCAAAAGUUGCCAAGAAAGAAGUCAUCAAAGAGGAAGACGUCAUCCUGGAGCCGGAGCUGGAGGAAGCUUUGGCCAACGCCACCGACGCCGAGAUGUGCGACAUCGCAGCCAUCCUGGGCAUGUACACCCUGAUGAGCAACAAGCAAUAUUACGAUGCCAUCUGCAGCGGCAACAUCACCAGCACGGAAGGCAUCAACA